Molecule: messenger RNA, 462 nt
Organism: Aspergillus aculeatinus CBS 121060
Lineage: Eukaryota; Fungi; Ascomycota; Eurotiomycetes; Eurotiales; Aspergillaceae
Exons: 1
Source: RefSeq, a predicted model, not a curated record
GCCAACCGACGCCAGGCGUGCGCCACCUGGUCCCGCAAUAAUGUUACGACAUAUUGUUAUCGCUGGAACGUCGCCCUGGAUUGGGGACAGCGCAGUGCACAACACGGAGAUGACCUCCCCUUCGUCUUCGACAAUGCGCGCGGUACUGGCUACGAGAAGAAACCACUGGAUAGGGAGUCACUCGUGGAGCUGGCGGCCGAGGUAAGUGGCAGCUGGGUCAGCUUCGUCGCGACCAUGAACCCGAACGCCUGGAAGACGGCUAGCAAUAGCAGCAUUACUGCACCAGCGACAACCACGAAGGGGAGGAUUCCAAUCUGGCCGCAAUACGAGGCCCCGCAUCAGUACGCACUGGUCUUUCAGGCUAACGGGACGAGUUACGUCGAGGAGGAUAACUGGCGAGCAACUCCGAUUCGGCUAAUUAACGGGCCUCCGUCGGGGAUUGCCGUGGCAUAUCAACGGUAG